This is a messenger RNA of Zonotrichia albicollis (white-throated sparrow), 1584 nucleotides long. Lineage: Eukaryota; Metazoa; Chordata; Aves; Passeriformes; Passerellidae. The record is from RefSeq and is a predicted model, not a curated record.
GUGCGUGGAGGCCCUGGUGGUGUACUGCUGGUCGGGCAGGGAGGAGGAGCCCUACGUGACCAUCACCCGCAAGCGGCGCCUGCGGCAGGGCUACGAGCUGGAGCUGGAGCAGGAGGUGGGGCACUCGGAGCGGCGCCUGGCCACGCACCGCAACGCCUUCAAGCGCAUGGCCGUCAUCCAGGCCUUCCUGGGCUCCACGCCGCAGCUCACCCUGCAGCUCUACAUCAGCGUGCUCGAGAAGUACGUCCCUGCUGCCCGAGCCGUGCUCAUGGCCAUCUGCCUGGUGUCAGUCACCUACGGGGCUCUGGUCUGCAACAUCCUGGCCAUCCAGGUCAAGUACGACGACUACAAGGUGCAGCUGCGCCCGCUGGCCUUCCUGUGCAUCGUGCUGUGGCGCAGCCUGGAGAUCUCCACGCGCAUCGCCGUCCUCGUGCUCUUCAGCACCGUCUUCAAGCACUGGAUCAUCCCCAUCGCCCUGGCCAACCUCCUGGUGGUCUUCUUCUUGCCGUGGGUGCAGUUCUGGCGCAGCGGCAGCCGCCUGCCCGACAACAUCGAGAAGAACUUCAGCCGCCUGGGCACGGUGGUGGUGCUGUGCGCCUUCACGCUGCUCUACUCCAGCAUCAACAUGUUCUGCUGGUCGGCCGUGCAGCUCAAGCUGGCCGACCGGGACCUCAUCGACAAGUCGCAGAACUGGGGCCGCCUGGCCGUGUACUACGUGGCCCGGCUGGCUGAGAACACGGCCUUGGUCAUCCUCUGGUACUUCUUCAAGACUGACGUCUAUGAGAACGUCUGCACGGCGCUGCUGGUGCUGCAGCUGCUCCUGGGCUACUGCCUGGGCAUCUACUUCAUGCUGCUCUUCUUCCAGUACCUGCACCCCUGCCGCCAGCUCUUCAGGCACAACGUGGCCGAUUUCCUGCACUGCGUGUGCUGCCGCCGGCGCCCCGCGGGGACCCCGCUGUUCCUCGAGGCACCUUCAGAGCCUGGCGUGAGGCACAGCAUUGUCUGAGCUCCCGGCCCCUCCAGCCAGCCACAGACUGGGCAUGGGCGUGGGCAGCACAGAGGAUGCCCGUGGCACAGGCUGAGUGCUGCCUGGUGCUGCUGUGCUGGCAGCAGGUCCCAGUGCAUCCCCUCGGGGACAGGGACAGGAGUGUGCUUGCCCGCUCAGGAUCACUCAUGAACAUGAAGGAGGGCUGAUUUGGAUUGGACAUAAGGAAAUUUUUCGCAAUGAGUGCUGAGGGACUGGCACAUGUUGCCCAGAGAGAUGGUGGAUGUGCCGUCCCUGAAAACAUUCAAGGCCAGGUUGGGUGGGCUCUGAGCAGCAGUUGAAGAUGUCCCUGCCCAGCUCUGGAGUGUAACUAGAUGGCCUUUAGAGGUCCCUUCCAACCCAAACUGUUCUACAAUUCUACAAUUCUACGGCUUAUGGGGUGCCCCAACGAGGUGCCCCUGCCAGCUGGCUGCCACAUGGUGCAGAGCCCCAGGGGUGCCCCGACACCCCCAGUGCUGCUAUGGUGCAUACGGUGACCAGGGCUACGGGUGCCACUGGGACUGUUGUAAGCAGUAAAGAAACUUUGCUGUGACUGCGAA